GGUCAAAUUAUUUAAUUCCAUUUUUGGUGGUGCCGAGAGGCCUGAGAAGGGGGGUUGAGAUAAUAAAUGGGCGUAUAUAUAAGAGGCCAGUGUCCACUUGACAGGGAUGCCACUUUUCUCUCGAUAAGGAACUUUGGGUUUUGUGCAGUAAUCCCAUUCUUCCCCUCCAAAUCCAAAUCUCGUCUUCCUUCCCUUCUCCUCCAGCGCCUACCCUCCUUUCUCCGUGGAAGUGUGGUGUAGGUGCCAGCACUUUAAUGCACAGAAUGGAAGGAUCAUCAGAUGAUCGGCUUGGAUUUGGGAAGAUGGGAUAUGGGUGCCAACAUUAUAGGAGAAGGUGCAAGAUUAGAGCAUGUUGCUGCAAUGAAGUCUAUGGCUGUCGUCACUGUCAUAAUGAAGAAGCGAGCAUGUUGCGCAAUCCUUUUGAUAGGCAUGAGCUGAACCGGCAUGAGGUCAAGCAAGUGAUUUGUUCCGUUUGUGAUACAGAGCAGCCAGUGGCUCAAGUUUGCACAAACUGCGGUGUCAAAAUGGGAGAAUACUUUUGUAAAAUUUGUAAUUUCUUUGAUGAUGAUAUCGAGAAAGGGCAGUUUCAUUGUGAUGAUUGUGGAAUAUGCAGGGUUGGAGGUCGGGACAACUUCUUUCAUUGCAAGAAAUGUGGCUCUUGUUAUGCAAUUAGUCUGCGUAACAAUCACUCUUGUGUGGAGAACUCCAUGCGGCAUCACUGCCCCAUUUGUUAUGAGUACCUCUUCGAUUCCCUGAAAGACACAACAGUUAUGAAAUGUGGGCACACGAUGCAUUAUGAGUGUUUUUACGAGAUGAUAAAGCGUGAUAAGUUCUGCUGCCCAAUAUGUUCAAAGUCAAUCAUCGACAUGUCCAGCAUUUGGAAAGAAAUGGAUGAAGAGAUAGAACAGACUACCAUGCCUGAUGAUUACAGAGACAGAAAGGUUUGGAUUCUAUGCAAUGACUGCAACGACACCACAGAAGUAUUGUUCCACAUAAUCGGGCAGAAAUGUCGCCACUGUCAAUCAUACAAUACUCGCACAAUUGCUCCCCCCGUGCUCCCCAAUCCCUAGCAGCAGCACUGCUCUGCUUGUUUGAUCGGCUAUGAAUUUUGACAGCUUUGGACGCCGUUGCCAUGGAUGUAAACAAAACCCAGAAAGUUAAAGAAGGCUUCUUUGUUGGGAUUUUAAUUGAAUCCCCAUUGCAUCACAGCAAUUCAUCUUGAACUUUGCAGUGAUUCGUGCUGCAGAAGCGUUUGUAACAUAAUUUUUUUUGCCAAUCAUUCAAAACAAAUUUCAACUCACUCCUUGUGCUAGAAAAGUGGAAUGUUAUGAAAUAAAACUAUAAAAAAUAGUUGUCAUUCAUUUCAA
Molecule: messenger RNA, 1367 nt
Organism: Ipomoea nil (Japanese morning glory)
Lineage: Eukaryota; Viridiplantae; Streptophyta; Magnoliopsida; Solanales; Convolvulaceae
Product: E3 ubiquitin-protein ligase MIEL1
Exons: 11
Coding region: 255-1070 (271 amino acids)
Biological process (GO): protein ubiquitination; ubiquitin-dependent protein catabolic process
Cellular component (GO): nucleus
Molecular function (GO): zinc ion binding; ubiquitin protein ligase activity
Source: RefSeq, a predicted model, not a curated record